AUCCGAGAGGAAAGAAACGAAGGAAGCUGCAGGAAGCAUGACCCUUGCAUGAACGGCGGCCGGUGCUACACGGGAGAGCAGGGCCCCCUCUGUGACUGUUCCCUCGUCGACUACGAAGGUCCCUACUGUGAGAAAGAACGUCAGGUGGAGGAGAUCACCUUCAGGGGCCGUGAGUACCUUUGGUGGGACCUACGCAGGACUGGUGGUCAGCCCCUCGCAUCUCAGAGUGACCAGCUCUCCUUCUCCUUCAAGACCAGACAUCCUGCAGGCGUCCUCUUCUUCUCCGGUGAUGGUAAGGACUACAUCAACAUGGCUCUUCGUGAGGGAGGUGUUCUGGUGACCCUUGACAUGGGUGGUGACCCUCUUAAGGUCACCGUCAGACCCGACAACGUCCGCUUCGAUGACAACCAAUGGCACACCGUUAGCGUCCACAGGGCCGUCAAAGAGAUUAACGGACACACCAGUUUCUGUUCGCUGUCAGUGUCGGUGGACGGGCUGCACACGAGGAAGGGCACCACGGCUGGCCCCUUCUCCCAGCUGAGCUCCUCUCGUCUCCACCUGGGGGGCGCCGACGUGCCAGCCCUUCUCCCCGGUGCUGAGACCAGGUCUAACUUCGUCGGCUGUAUGAGGAAGGUAGAGUACCGUGCAGACAGCGUGAGGUUGGAUGUUAUAAGGACAGCUCGUCAAGGCAGCCCGCUCCUCCACGUCAAGGGCAAGGUGGACUACAUGUGUCUUGAGGUGGAGGCUGGCGACCCUGUCUCCUUCACCACCCAGGAAUCCUACUUGGACGGGCCGGAGAAUGGCGUGGUUAAGUUCACGCGACCCGACACCGCGCUGGUGCUGCCUUCAUGGGAAGCUGCACGCCAAGGUUCAGUCAGCUUCAAGAUGCGCACUACCGAGCACAAUGGUCUGAUCAUGUUCAGCUCAGGCUUUGUGGCUGCCCAGGGUGACUUCUUUGCCUUGGAGUUGCUGGAGGGUCACCUGUACCUGCACUUGAACCUUGGUUCAGGAUCACGCCGGGUCAAGGCCACAAACCGAAGGGUAGACGAUGGCUGGUGGCAUGAGGUUACAUUGAACCGAGAUGCCCAGGCUGGCAGAAUCACAGUUGAUGAAGGUGCUAAUGACUUCACUACACCAGGAGAAUCUCAUCGCUUGGAUCUCGAUGGUGCCCUGUAUGUUGGUGGUGUGAGCAAAGGCGUGGUUGUGCCACCUGAACUCUGGACUGGAAGGCUAGGCUUAGGCUAUGUGGGCUGCCUUAGAGAUUUGGUCAUCAAUGGACUCCCAGCAGACCUUGCAUCAUAUGCCAAGAAACAAGAUUCAGGUUCUAUUGUCAGUUUCUGCCAUAGUGAUGGAGGGUCAUGCUCAUCAUCACCCUGUAUGCAUGGGGGUACCUGCACUGAAGGUUGGGGCCGUUUCAUCUGUGACUGUUCCCACACAGCCUUUGUUGGUCCCACCUGUGGCAAGGAUGCAGCAACUCUCAGCUUUGAUGGUACACAGUAUGUGCGAAUGUUUUCUGACCAAGAAUCCAACACCCAGGCAGAAGAUAUUACCUUCAGGUUCCGCACUGAUCGACCCGUAGGGCUCCUCUUCGGUACAACCUCCAUUCAGUCCUCAGACAAGCUUGAGCUUGCUCUUCAGGCUGGAAAACUUAGACUCACAGUCAAACUUGGAGACAGAGACAAGGUGGUGCAUGCUGGCAAUGGUCUGAAUGACCAGCAGUGGCACUCUGUUCGUCUUACUCGGCGAGCUACUCAGAUCUCACUGCAGGUUGACAAAGAGACACCUACUCUUGAUCACACAAUGGGCCGUCAUAGUAUCCUCCAAUACCGUGAUAUUCAUAUUGGAAUGGUCAGCAAUGAUUCCACUACCAAUUGGAGACCACAUUCCUCUCCUGCUUCUGCCUCAGCAGCAUCUACAUUAUCCUCAAUGACUUCUGAUUCUGCAUCUACCAACCAGGGUUCCAUACCUCCUUUCAUAGGACAGAUACAGAGUUUCUACAUCAAUGGAAAUUACAUAUUUGAAAUGGCACGUGCUGGACAUUUGAACAGGAUGAAGGUGACAGCUGAGUUUGGAAGGGGAACCCAGGUGGUCCACCACCCAGUCACCUUCAAGUCUACAGCAGCAUAUGUAGCUCUUCCACAACUGAAGGCCUAUGCUUCUACCAACAUUUACUUCCAGUUCAAGACCCUCCAGCCAGCAGGCCUCCUUAUGUACAAUGGAGGAAAGGGUCAUGAUUUUAUUGCCUUGGAACUUAUCAAUGGUCAUGUCCACCUCAACUUUAACCUGGGAGACCGACCAGUAAGAGUACGGGACAACAACAAGAUGGCUCUCAAUGACAACAAAUGGCACGUGGUAACUGUAAGUCGUCCCUCAUCACUCCAACAUACACUGAUGGUUGAUGACAACAUUGCCACUGUCACUAAUGGUGGUGGUAGUGACAACUUGGACCUUCAGGGUUUCCUCUACUUAGGUGGAGUUCCCCCGGAGAUGUACACAAGGCUCCCUCGACAUGUUGUGUCACGAUCUGGCUUUGAAGGUUGCAUGGCCUCACUUGACCUUAAUGGUGAAGCCCCAGACCCUGCCGGAAAGGAUGUUCCUAUCAUGGCCAAUCAUGUGUACCCUGGCUGUGAAGGUCCCAGUACUAAGUGUCAUAGAAAUGCCUGUGCCAAUGGUGGAAAUUGCAUUCAGCAGUGGAAUUCUUACUCCUGCAACUGUGACAUGACUUCCUUUACGGGCCCUACGUGUUCUGAUGAGUCAACUUCAUAUGAGUUUGGUCGUGGGACUGGUCUCCUGACCUUCCAGUAUCCUGAUGGUCGCUGGCCGGACUCUCAAAGAGACUUAUUGGCCCUUGGGUUUAUGACCAAUCAGGAGGAUGCUGUGGUCCUACGUCUGGACUCUGCCAACUCCAAUGACUAUAUGGAAUUGGAAAUUGUUGAGGGGAACAUAUUUGUGGUGUACAAUAUGGGCACGGAGGAUCAUCCCAUUGGUGAAGCUAUGUCGAAAGUCAAUGAUGGAUUGUACCACGUGGUUCGUUUCAUCCGUUCUGGCCCAAAUGCUACUGUCCAGAUUGAUGAUUAUGAAGUUCGUGAAAAGAAUCCCUCAGAGAAUGUUGAGCAUUCUGACCACAAAGUGUUGAAGAGCCUCAGAUCUAGGAGCUGGCAUGGUCACCAACUGUCCGUGUUCAAUGCUCAGGCACAGUUGCAAGUUGGUGGACGUAGAGCCAAAAGGUCUGCAUCAAUUGAGAGGCCCUUCCAGGGUUUAAUGUCUGGAUUGGUGUUGAAUGGUGAGCGUCCCUUAGACUUGGCAGCUGAGCGGGAUCCCAGAAUAAAUGUCCGGGGAGAUGUUCACCUCGUGAUGAGUCUCCCCCGUGCCCUCCCUGACCAGGUCGCUUCUGCUGAAUUUAACCCUUGGCAACAGACACCUUCACAACCAGGUCCAUCACCAGGGGAAGGGGAUGACCUAGUGUUCAGUGGUGCUGGGUCUGGCUGUGACAUGGAUGAUGAAGACGAGUGCAUACCGGUGUUUGACACAGGCUCAGGUGAUGAUCUCAUUACACCUGUGUACAUCCCACCAACACUUCCACCUGUGACCAAGCCCUCCCCAAGGCCGAACAUACCAAGUCAGGAAGGUGGUGUGGGUGUUCGCCCAUGUGAUGAUGAAGAGGACUGUUACAUUGGAUCAGGCUCAGGAGAAUUCAACACCGAAUAUGGUGUGAUGACUGAUUCAGAUAACGGUGAUGACAGAGACCUUGAAUUUCAAGCAACUCACCAUCCAAUGCUUGCUCCAGAUGUCAUUCACUCUGAAGAGCACGACCAAUCUACUACUGACUUGGGGCAACCUAAGAGGGAUCCUGGCUCUGGACCUACUACCACAACAACAACAUCGACCACUACAACCACUACCCAGACCCCAAGAACAAAACAACGACCACGGACCACAACCACCACUCCAGCUGGUGCUCCUCCUCCCCGACAACAGCCACCUUAUACAUCAGAUUAUGACUAUGGUGAUUACAUCUUCCCGAAUGUGAUCCCCACUGACACUCGUGACAAGUCACGUGUUAUAGAGGAUCCCCUCGACCAGAUUCAUAGUGAUGUAGCCGGAAGUGUUGCCCUCUUCAUCAGUAUCAUUGCAGGAGCUCUCAUCAUUAUUAUACUUAUUGUAUUGCUUGUACUUAAAUUUAAGGGACGUCAGGAUGGCGCUUAUAAAGUUGAUGAGAGUAAAAACUAUGAAGGUAUCCCUACCAUGCCAACCCCCAUGAUCAAUGGUCAAGGGAACGGCGCUAUAAAGCCUGGGGACCGAAGGCCUGUAAAGAAACAAAGUAAGGAUGUCAAAGAGUGGUAUGUGUGAGUAUUAGGCAUUUAUAUUGAAGAAUUAUAUAAUGUAAAGUCUCAAAAUUACGACUGUGAUCUCUAUUCUUUUGCAAUACCUCUACAGUGAUAGAAAUAUAUGCUCCCUUUCAUUCUGUGUUAAUAUAUUAGUUUAUGAAUAUACGUCUAUCAAUCCUUAUUCAGUCAUAAAGAAGAAUAGCUUUGAGAAUGUUUUCUACUUGGAAACUAUUGUAAGUUAACACUUCAGAGACUGAAAUUUGGUUUCCAGAAAUUAUGUUGUAGAUUAAGUCUUGCAGUGAUGUUUGAAUACCAGUGCCCUUGAAUGUUGCUGCUUCUAUAAGAUUCCAUUUUUUGUAAGUAUCUACGGUAGUGAGUGAAGAUGCAUAGUCUAGUUAAAAGUGUGAAAAGUAGUGUAAGUGUAUGAUUGAAAGUUGGACUGAUUGAGGGUCAAUUUGCCCGUUUUUCUCUGAAGGGUUGAUUUAAUUUACAUUUUCUUUGAACUUACACGUGCAGUCGUGGUUGCAAACGUCCAUUGUAGAGCAAGAGUAUUGUUAGUCGUCAAGCUUUACACUGCUGUCACAACUUCUGUGAUCCAGAGGUUGUGACACAUUUAUUAAAAACUUUCCUAAACAAAGCUCUUUAAAUAGAGAAGACUGUUAUCAAGAUGAUGUACAAUACUAAGCCCUACGAACACUUAAGAACAUUGCUUUGCAAACAUGCGAACAUGGUCAGUGCUUUUCCUCUUCAUAUCUAGCCCUAAUAUUAUAGCACAAAGAGCAAAAGUUGUCACAACACUAGAUUGGUUUAGAGCCAUGGUGUGCAUGCCUUUGUGUUGAUAUGUUUAUACUGUACAUGUAUUGCAGAUCGGCCCAAUUUCUCUUCUGUCAGAGUUCUGGUAUAGCUGAUGUAAGCCUCUCCUGUGACAUGGAUACUUGGUGAGAGUAGCUCUGUCAGCUAGUAUCAGAGUCUGGUGUCCUGUGCCUGUUUCCUGUGAGGUGGAGUAUAGACUACCUACCUGGAAAUGGUAUUCAGAGCAAUCGGUUGGUAAUUAACAAUCUGGGGGUCUUAUAUUUCCAUUUGUUCUCAAAUUUUCUAGAAAUCUUGCUCUGAAUACUACUACCCCAUCUAAACUAUUAAGCAUUAUGAUGACAUUGGUCUGUGUAGUCCACAAAUUAUAGAAGACACUGAGGUAAGGAAAGUGGGUCCUCUAAGAAAGCAAGAUAUAUUUAUGUAAUUGAGAAGUUAUAUGGUUUUGGUUAGAUUAUGAAGUUUAUUGUUAGAUGUAGUAUCAAGUUGGUGACCUGUAGGACAUUAUUUCUACAUUGAUAAACAAAUUUAUACAUUAUUAAUCCUGAACUGUGUCUUAUCAUAUACUAGUCUCAAGACUCCUCAUUCUCCUCUUUGGGUUAAACUUCAUUUUACGAGUACAGUACGUACAUACCCGGUAGUACCUCAAUUUAGAGAAAUGUCACAAGUGUGACAUAUUGAUUUCUGUAGUCUCAGGAUCAAGUACAGUAUUUAAUUAACUAAAAACUAUCAUCCUUUACAGUCUUCAUUAAAUUAGUAAGUUGGCAACCCUUGGUGUGAAGAGUUAGCUUAGUCUGGGGCCUUGACUUGUUAAAUGACAGCUCAGUGCACACCAAACAAUGCUUCAUCAAUCCUACUUAGCCCUGGGACCAGCCUCUUAUCUCUUAUUAUUUUGGAAGUCCAGAAUGCUACUGAACCAAAUUUUUUUCUUCUAAAACUUUAAUCAUGUGGUAUAGCCAAAAUUGCUAGUAAAGUGUCCUUGUAACCAUUGAUCCAAAAUUUGUCUUACACACUACUCUUGUCACUUUUAGUUUAAUUAAUACUGUCACUGUGUUAAAGAGCUUGGAGACAGAUAAUCAAAAGACAGACAGCGUGGCAUGUGGAAGAAAUAUUCUGAAACCCUAGCAAUGUAUUCACUGACAUUAAUAUUAUGCCAAGGUCUUGAUGGUUAUACUGUACUGAUAUAUUUACUUUACAUUUUAGACAUUGUGCUGUUCACUGAUAAUUAUUUGAAUAUGCUAGUAAGAAAGCAAAUUAUUAAUGCUUUCAGUUAAGGUGGGUUCCAUGUAUGUGAUAAGUAGUUGGCUGGAAUAUAAGUGUUUAUUGGACUUAAUCUUCUCUUUGCACCCUUGUCACUGGCUAUUGUCAUUAUUAUGGAUUUUCUGGUAAAGAUAAUAGAUUUCAAUAUGACUUUAACAGGCCAUCACCAUGGGAAAAGAUAAUGGUGUUUAACAGGACAUUAUGAAUGAACUACUCGUUUGGUAUUUUUUCGUUUCUUAUAAUGAGAAUAAAUUUCAUCCUUGAUGAUGAUCUCAGGUUUGACAAAAUUUCAGUCCACUAAUACCCUUUCUCAUGGCUGAUAAUUACACACUAAUAUGUAACCUUGAUAAUGUCAUGAAAAGAGAUCAUGGCCAGUAUAUUUAGUUCUAUAUUAGAUUGAAAGGUCACUAAUUGUAUAUUACAAUUACACCACAGACUUUCUCAGUUUAUUUUGUAUCUACAGUAUUGAACAAAAUUCUAAAUUCUGUAUACAGGAAUUAACAGUCAGUCAUGGAAAUUACUGUAGUAUUCCACAUUAAAAUUGAACUGCCUAAUGCUUGUUCUUGGUUUAAAUAUUCUGUUAUGAGUUAAUAAGUUCUCUUGUGAUUGUCUGUUAAAAACCAGCACAUUCUAUCACUAAUUAGCUGUAGCUACACAUGACCAUCAUAGUGUAUCAGUGUACUGGACAGUGUUUCAGAGUCAUAAUAUGGGUACAUAAAUCUGCAAAAUUCUUACUGAUUUUUGAAAGUAUCUUAUUAUAUAAUUACAAUACGUACUAACACUUAAGUGAGGGACAAUUUACAUACCAAUGGAUUUUAGAAUCUUUCAUGUGAACACUGUAAGAUCUUUAUAUCACAGAGUGCUUGAGAUCCUAUUAUGCAGCUUCUGAACCACAUGUAAACUACCUCUGGAGGGCUCCAUGACAGCAGUACAUGUCUAGAGAAAACGUAUGUGGGUCACCUUCCUCCAGUUCCUCAGUGGCUCCUACUCCACCUCACCAAAUCCUCCUUACUAUAUAUUUCUCACCUAAUACUCGUCCAGUGCCCUGGGCGUCAUUGUGUUAGCUGUUGGUUGCAAAGCACUGUUUGAAAACUUUGCACUAAUUGCUUUAAUAUAUGUGAAGGUUAAAGCUGUUGUCUAUUGUGAAAGGUAGGAUAACAUUGUAUUUGUUAUGAGUCAAAUCACUCAUUAAGGUUAGGAAACAUGUUGCGAUAUUAAAAGUACCGUAAGAAAUAUCAUAUCUUGCAGGACUUUGUUGCGUGUUGACAUAUUUGUAUAUCUUCAUUUCCCAACACCCCUAAAAAUACUCCUAAAUCUGAUUUUUGUUAAUUGGUACAUCAUUAUUGUUUAAUAAAAACGAAAGUUACGUGUAAAUAGUUCUAACAUUAAAUAUGUUAGAUAUAA
Messenger RNA from Homarus americanus (American lobster), 7802 nucleotides. RefSeq names its product neurexin-1-like. NCBI's taxonomy places the organism in Eukaryota, Metazoa, Arthropoda, Malacostraca, Decapoda, Nephropidae. The transcript is spliced from 26 exons. Bases 49 to 4350 code for a protein of 1433 amino acids. The record is from RefSeq and is a predicted model, not a curated record.